AAUAUGGCGGCUUAUUGUUUGGAACCGAUGUGAAGCUAGUUAGGAUUCGUUCAAAAAUAACAAUAAAAAUGCAAUAAUAGCACUUUACAGUACUUAGACGUUUUUUAAAUGCAUAAAAUGGUUUAACUCAAAUCGUUUUGCUAUAAAAUGCUUUAUAUAAUUCGCAUAUAUUCCGCAUGGAUUGUAAACUCACCUUAGCUUCGUGGACAUGCUAGCCUUUAAGCUAUUUUAGAUACCACUGGUGGAAAUAAAUUUGAGUUUUUAUUUCUACAACCAAAUUUCUUCAAGUUGAUGCAAUGCUGGGAUUCUUAUCAGCAAGACAGGCCGGUGUGGAUGACCCUUUGCGACUUAGACGUGCUGAGUCAACGAGAAGAGUCCUCAGUUUGAAGCUAAAUCCCGACAGAGAUGUGGACCGGAUCCAUGGAAAUGGGAUUAAUACCAUUGACAUUGAUGCGAUUGAAGGCAGAUAUAUGUUGUCUGGAGGGGCAGAUGGCGUUAUUGUCAUCUAUGACCUGGAGAACCACAGUGGGAAACAACAGUACACCUGCCGACCUGUCCGGACUGUUGGAAGGUCAAGUCGACAUGUCCACAAAUUCAGUGUGGAGACAGUUCAGUGGUAUCCUUAUGACACAGGAAUGUUUGUCUCUAGUUCCUUUGACAAGACCAUGAAAGUGUGGGACACAGAGACUUUAAAGCCAGCUGAAGCGUUUGAGUUUGAGGGGAAUGUCUACAGUCACCACCUAUCACCCAUUGCCAGGAAGCACAGUCUCAUCGCAGUUGGUACCAAAAACCCUAAAAUUCAACUUUGUGACCUGAAGUCUGGUUCACGGAUCCACGUUCUUCAGGGUCACAGAGCAGAAGUACUGGCCGUGCGGUGGUCGCCAAGAUACGAGAACAUCUUAGCAACUGCCAGUGCAGACAGCAAGGUGAACAUUUGGGAUGUGCGGCGAGCUUCAGGUAGUCUUUUCACUUUGGAUCAGCACAACGGAGAGAAGUCGAAAGCUUCAUCACAAGCAGAAAACACAGCCCAUAACGGCAGAGUGAAUGGUCUGUGUUUUACUUCUGAUGGCCUUUACCUCCUAACCACCGGCACAGAUGACCGCAUGAGGCUAUGGAAUAGCGCCACAGGGGCAAACACACUGGUGAAUUAUGGGAAGGUAUGCAAUGAGAGCCGUAAACGGCUGCAGUUCUCCGUGUCUCACGGCUGCAGCCCAGAGUUUGUGUUUGUGCCAUGCGGCAGCUCGGUGGCAGUGUACGCGCUGCACACAGGAGAACUGAUCACUAUGCUGCGGGGUCACUACAACAACGUGGAUUGCUGCGAGUUUCACCCAGACUACCAGGAGCUGUACAGCGGAGGUAAAGACGGUAACUUGCUGGCGUGGGUACCCGUCGUCCGUACCGCAGACGUGGAAGAAGAGCCCAAUGGUGAAAAUAAGGUUGCUGCCAGCCUGUCUGCUGUGAACCCUGCCUUUCAAGACAAUUGGAGCAGCGAUGAAGAUUAAUAAGAAGGAUCGGAAUGUGUGGACAGCCGAGGCAUGCCAGAUAAACUUGCACUUAAUUAAAAGCUAGUGUAAGGAAUUCUCUUUUUGGGUUUAUGUAUACUGCUGCUGUCAGAUCUUUGACAGCAGAGACGGGAGCCUUCAAAACUCGUAGAAAUAUGUAAAUAUUUGUUUGUUGUUUUGUAGAACUAUAAUCAGUCCUAUGUUUAGAAACAUUUGAUACUAAAUUAUACAUUUUCCGUUGCUGUGCUAUUUUAAAGUGGCACCAAAGGGACCUUCUACAAGUAGAGCUCAUUUUCAAACUUUUUUUUUUUUACAUCAAUAAAAGGUUAUUUUCAAAAGUAAUUUGAUUUCGUUUUCAGUGUUGCAUCUACUUGUAUUUUGAAAACCAGUGGUGCUUUGUAACACUAUUUAAAAGCCUUGAACUUUUUUUUCAUUUUAUCAUGUUAAAACCACCAACCUCAAUGUAUUUUAUGAUCAUUUUCGAUGAUACGACAACACAAAGCAGUGCCUAACUGAAGUAGAAGGAAAGUGAUGCAUAGAUUUCUAAUUUUUUACAAAUAAAAAUCUCUAACAUGCA
This is a messenger RNA of Xiphophorus maculatus (southern platyfish), 2079 nucleotides long. It is a transcript of the gene ercc8, whose product is annotated as ERCC excision repair 8, CSA ubiquitin ligase complex subunit. The record is from RefSeq and is a predicted model, not a curated record. Gene Ontology annotation, biological process: proteasome-mediated ubiquitin-dependent protein catabolic process; transcription-coupled nucleotide-excision repair; protein polyubiquitination. NCBI's taxonomy places the organism in Eukaryota, Metazoa, Chordata, Actinopteri, Cyprinodontiformes, Poeciliidae. The transcript has 12 exons. Gene Ontology annotation, molecular function: protein binding. Gene Ontology annotation, cellular component: Cul4A-RING E3 ubiquitin ligase complex; nucleotide-excision repair complex. The coding region runs from base 297 to 1502 and encodes 401 amino acids.